CCCCUUCUCAUUGAUUCAUCUGAUCAGCAGUAAAAUUAUGGCAUUGAUCGUCUACUGGUACGAUUUCAUCUGCUUUGGUAUAGUCUUGGCUGCAAUCGUUGCGUCCUUGUGGUUUCUAUUGCGCAGAGAAAGAGGCUGCAUAGACGUUGGCGUUAUGGUGGCGCAGAAUAGCUUGUUACUCAUGUCAAGAUCAGAGUCAGAGAGCCUUGGUUCGGUUCGGUUAUGGGCCAGCUGCUGGAGAAGGUUACAUCCUGGCUGGAUCCUUUUCACUCGUUCCAUCUCGUUUCUCUCCAUGACUGCUCUAUUGGCUUGGGACCUCAUUAAGUGGGACGCAAGCAUCUUCGUCUAUUACACAGAAUGGACCUUCAUGCUUGUGAUGAUCUACUUUGCGGUUGGGAUUUUAGCUUCGGUAUAUGGUUGCUUGGAAUGUUCCAAAGAACCAACUCUGGAAAAUGCGGUUGUAGACAAUGUCGAAGAUGAAUUCAGGCAAAGAUUAGGGGUUUAUGGUUGUUUCAUGCAGACAAUUUUUCAGACAAGUGCAGGGGCUGUGGUGCUCACGGACGUUGUGUUUUGGCUACUUAUAGUUCCCUUCCAAUCGAAUUCUCACCUUGGCUUAAACAUGUUGAUGAUUUGCAUGCACACGGCGAAUGCAGGCUUCCUCCUAAUCGACACAGUACUCAAUCGCCUUCCGUUCCCUUGGUUUCGAAUGGGAUACUUUGUGAUAUGGAGUUGUCUCUAUAUCGUCUUCCAAUGGAUCAUCCACGCAUGUGGCUUCGCUUGUAUCUACUUAGGUGGCCAUAUCCAUUCCUCGAGCUUGAUAGGCCAUGGGCUCCACUAUGGUACUUAUGCAUGGCAAUUGCUCACAUCCCCUGCUAUGGAGCUUAUGCUGCAAUUGUAAAAGCCAAGAACACAUUCUUUCCUUAUCUAUUCCCAAAUGCUUUUGUUAUAACCUAAUUUAUGUAUAGCCAAACAUUGUAAUCUCUCGUUGAUUGUGUGAUAUACAAAUAUCAAUAAGUUUAGAACAGAUGA
Molecule: messenger RNA, 1029 nt
Organism: Eutrema salsugineum
Lineage: Eukaryota; Viridiplantae; Streptophyta; Magnoliopsida; Brassicales; Brassicaceae
Exons: 8
Coding region: 38-898 (286 amino acids)
Cellular component (GO): membrane
Source: RefSeq, a predicted model, not a curated record